AUGGCUUCUCAUCCAAUCAAAGACGACAAAGAGGUCAGCAAGACCAUGGACGACAAUCAAGUCCACAUCGCGGUCGGUACUGUCGAAGAACGCCGCGCCUACACGCUUCGGACACUCUUCCGAAGCGUCUUGUUUCAGAUGGUUCUUUUUGGAGCGCUGUCGUUUGUCGGACCUGCCAUGUCAGAUGCUAUAACCAACCUGGGCGGCGGUGGGCUGUCUUCGCCAUGGCUUGCGAAUCUUGCCAAUUCGUUGAGUUACACUAUGAGCUUCUUUAGCACCAUUAUCGGCGGACCCAUUAUCAAUAGGAUUGGCAUUAAAUGGGCUUGCGUUAUAGCAGCAUUGACCAUGCCCCUGCAAGGAUCUUCGUACUAUGUUAACGCUAGAUAUCAUAAUGAAGCAUAUCUUCUGGCGGCCAACGUCAUCAAAGGUAUCGGAGGCGGUUUUCUCUACGUGGGUGAAACGACGGCUAUGUUGUCGUAUCCAAAGCCAGAAGACCGAGGGUUUUAUUUGGGUGUGUGGUCCGCGAUGCGAAAUUCGGGCAGCGUGAUUGGCGGUGCCAUCAACUUUUCGACAAACCAUACAGAUUCAAAGGGUGGGGGUAUUGCUUGGGCAACGUACCUCAUAUUUGUUGGCUUUGAAUGCUCUGGAUUCAUCUGGGCUCUUUUGUUGUCAACGACGUCAAAAGUGCGCCGCAGGGACAACAGCCCAGUCAACAUGAGUGUAGAGGUCUCGUGGAAGGAAGAAUUUCUGGCACUAUGGUCUUACCUGAAGGAACUCAAGACAUGGCUGAUAUUCAUCCCUGCCUUCUAUUCCUUCUUCUACGGCGGAACCAUGGGUACCUAUCUCUCACUUCACUUUUCGGUCCGCGCCCGUGCCCUUUCGUCUCUGAUCGUCCCGACUAUCACUAUUCCAUCGGUAGUACUGUUUGGCAAGCUACUUGACACGCCUCGGUGGUCGCAGCGGCGCCGUGCGUGGACGGCAAUGUCGGUAUGGGGGCUGCUACAGAUGGGCUGCUUCAUUUGGAUCGCAGUCGAGUAUGCUGUGCUACCAGAUAAGAUUGCUUUGGAUUACCGACUGCAUUCGCAUAAAUGGGCCCGAGCCUAUAUGCCCUACCUGAUUAUCUUCGUUUCAGGCUACUGGACUCAGCUUACUUUGUACUGGAUCUUGAGCACACUCUCUGAUGAUGUCGGAAGGGCUUCGCGUUCCGGUGGCGUGUUCCGUGCCUUUGAGACUGCAGGUCAAGCAGUUGCGUAUGGGCUGAGCUCAGCAAACCACAUCCAUCACGUCAUUCCACUCUACGUCAACCUUGCCCUGCUGGUUCUCACGAUACCUAGCAUAUCCUUGUUGAUCACCAAAAUGCCAAGGAGGCCUGAAGAGCUAGCGCACACAGUAGAAGAGCACACCAAGCAGCAUGAAGUGGUUCUUGCUGACUCUUCGAAAGGCAAAUAA
Exserohilum turcica Et28A is the source of this 1449-nucleotide messenger RNA. RefSeq lists its product as uncharacterized. Gene Ontology annotation, molecular function: transmembrane transporter activity. Bases 1 to 1449 code for a protein of 482 amino acids. Lineage: Eukaryota; Fungi; Ascomycota; Dothideomycetes; Pleosporales; Pleosporaceae. The transcript has 8 exons. Gene Ontology annotation, biological process: transmembrane transport. The record is from RefSeq and is a predicted model, not a curated record.